Messenger RNA from Aptenodytes forsteri (emperor penguin), 4479 nucleotides. It is a transcript of the gene RASGRF1, whose product is annotated as Ras protein specific guanine nucleotide releasing factor 1. The record is from RefSeq and is a predicted model, not a curated record. Lineage: Eukaryota; Metazoa; Chordata; Aves; Sphenisciformes; Spheniscidae. Gene Ontology annotation, biological process: Ras protein signal transduction; positive regulation of GTPase activity. Gene Ontology annotation, molecular function: guanyl-nucleotide exchange factor activity; protein binding. Gene Ontology annotation, cellular component: plasma membrane. The coding region runs from base 1 to 3525 and encodes 1174 amino acids. The transcript has 27 exons.
AUGGCCUUGCUCAUCCGCCCCUUUCCCCAGCAUUACUUUACCGUUAAUUUCAACCACGAGAACCAGAAGACCCUGGAGCUGAGGACCGAGGAUGCCAAGGACUGCGACGAGUGGGUGGCAGCCAUAGCUCAUGCCAGCUACAGGAACCUGGCGACGGAGCACGAGGCACUGAUGCAGAAGUACCUCCAUCUCCUGCAGAUUGUGGAAACGGAGAAGACUGUUGCCAAGCAACUCCGCCAGCAGAUCGAGGACGGGGAGAUCGAGAUCGAGCGCCUGAAGGCCGAGAUCGCCUCCCUGCUCAAGGACCACGAACGCAUCCAGGCCGGCCAGACCAGCGUGCCCAGCGACGACGACAGCGACAUCAAGAAAAUCAAGAAGGUGCAGAGCUUCCUGCGGGGCUGGCUGUGCCGGAGGAAGUGGAAGACGAUCAUCCAGGACUACAUCAGGUCCCCCCACGCUGACAGCAUGCGCAAGAGGAACCAGGUCGUCUUCAGCAUGCUGGAGGCGGAGGCCGAGUACGUCCAGCAGCUCCACAUCCUCGUCAACAACUUCCUGCGGCCGCUGCGGAUGGCAGCCAGCUCCAAGAAGCCUCCCAUCACGCACGACGACGUCAGCAGCAUAUUCCUCAACAGUGAAACGAUCAUGUUUUUGCACCAAAUCUUUUACCAAGGCCUGAAGGCAAGGAUAUCCAGCUGGCCGACGCUCGUGCUGGCUGACUUGUUCGACAUCCUGCUGCCCAUGCUGAACAUCUACCAGGAGUUCGUGAGGAACCACCAGUACAGCCUGCAGAUCCUGGCGCACUGCAAGCAGAACCGGGACUUCGACAAGCUGCUGAAGCACUAUGAGGCCAAGCCUGACUGUGAGGAGAGGACCCUGGAGACCUUCCUGACCUACCCCAUGUUCCAGAUCCCCAGGUACAUCCUGACGCUGCACGAGCUGCUGGCUCACACCCCCCACGAGCAUGUGGAGAGGAACAGCCUGGAUUACGCCAAGUCCAAGCUGGAAGAGCUCUCCAGGAUAAUGCAUGAUGAAGUGAGUGAGACUGAAAAUAUUCGAAAAAAUCUGGCGAUAGAGAGGAUGAUUAUUGAAGGGUGUGAAAUUCUGCUGGACACCAGCCAGACUUUCGUAAGACAAGGGUCCCUCAUCCAAGUGCCGAUGUCAGAGAAAGGGAAGAUCACGCGGGGGCGGCUGGGCUCCCUCUCGCUGAAGAAGGAGGGCGAGCGGCAGUGCUUCCUCUUCUCCAAGCACUUGAUCAUCUGCACCAGGGGCUCCGGAGGCAAGCUGCAUCUGACCAAGAACGGCGUGAUCUCCCUCAUCGACUGCACGCUGGUGGAGGAGCAGGAGAGCACCGACGAGGAUGCAAAAGCAUCGGGGCAAGACAUUGACCAUCUUGACUUCAAAAUCGUGGUGGAGCCAAAAGAUUCCUCAUCUUUUACGGUUAUCCUCGUGGCCUCGUCCAGGCAGGAGAAGGCUGCAUGGACCAGCGACAUCAGCCAGUGCGUGGACAACAUCCGCUGCAACGGCCUCAUGAUGAACGCCUUUGAGGAGAACUCCAAGGUCACCGUCCCCCAGAUGAUCAAGUCUGAUGCCAGCUUGUAUUGUGAUGAUGUUGACAUUAGGUUCAGUAAAACGAUGAAUUCCUGCAAGGUCCUGCAGAUCCGCUAUGCAAGCGUGGAACGGCUCCUGGAGAGGCUGACGGACCUGCGGUUCCUGAGCAUUGACUUUCUGAACACGUUCCUGCAUUCGUACCGCGUCUUCACCACCGCCCUGGUCGUCCUCGACAAGCUCAUCACGAUCUACAAGAAGCCGAUCAGCGCCAUCCCCGCACGGUCCCUGGAGCUCCUGUUUGCAAACAGCCAGAACAACAAGCUGCUGUACGGCGAGCCCCCCAAGUCGCCCAGAGCCAACCGCAAGUUCUCCUCGCCUCCCCCGCUCUCCAUCACCAAGUCCUCGUCCCCCAGCCGGCGGAGGAAGCUCUCCCUCAACAUCCCCAUCAUUACAGGAGGGAAGGCGCUGGACCUGGCUGCUCUGAGCUGCUCCUCCAAUGGCUAUGCAAGCAUGUACUCCUCCAUGGCUCCCUUCAGUAAGACCACCCUGGACAUAAAUAAACUGUACGUGUCCAGUAACUAUCCCAAUAAAAUCCCUGACGAAGGAGAAGCAGCCUCAGAAAAGCAAGAGGAGUCACUGCCGAGCAAGCAAAGCUCAGAGGUAUCUGUCAGGGAAGAGUCGGACACGGAUCCCAACCAGAGCGACGAAGCAGAAGCUGAAACUUCCCCAACAAAAUCUCCAACAACUCCUAAGUCCAUCAAGUGCAAAAAUUCAUCAGAUUUCUCGUUGUUUUCUUACAACAACGGCGUGGUCAUGACGUCCUGCCGGGAGCUCGACAGCACACGCAGCGCCCUGUCGGCUGCCUCUGCAUUCGCCAUUGCCACGGCGGGAGCCAAUGAGGGGACCCCCACCAAGGAGAAGUACCGCAGGAUGUCCCUCGCCAGCGCAGGCUUUCCAACGGACCAGCGGAACGGAGACAAGGAAUUCGUGAUCCGGAGAGCAGCCACCAACCGGGUCCUCAAUGUGCUGCGUCACUGGGUCUCCAAACACUCGCAGGACUUUGAAACCAAUGAGGAGCUGAAGUUCAGAGUGAUCGGCUUUUUGGAGGAGGUUAUUCAUGAUCCUGAGCUCCUGACCCAGGAGAGGAAAGCAGCCGCCAACAUCAUAAGGACCUUGACGCAGGAGGAUCCAGGAGACAAUCAGAUAACCCUGGAGGAGGUCGUACAGAUGGCUGAGGGAGUCAAAGCAGAACCUUUUGAAAACCACUCAGCCCUGGAAAUUGCAGAACAGCUGACGCUGCUGGAUCACCUGGUCUUCAAGAAGAUCCCGUAUGAAGAGUUCUUUGGGCAAGGUUGGAUGAAACUUGAGAAGAACGAAAGGACUCCUUACAUCAUGAAGAACACAAAACACUUUAAUGACGUCAGUAACUUGAUAGCGUCAGAGAUCCUCCGGAAUGAGGAGAUCAACGCGCGGGUGAGCGCCAUCGAGAAGUGGGUGGCGGUGGCGGACAUCUGCAGGUGCCUGCACAACUACAACGCGGUGCUGGAGAUCACCUCCUCCCUCAACCGCAGUGCCAUCUUCCGCCUGAAGAAAACCUGGCUCAAGGUCUCCAAGCAGACGAAGGCUCUGAUCGAUAAGCUACAAAAGCUGGUGUCGUCGGAGGGCAGGUUUAAGAACCUGAGGGAGGCACUGAAAAAUUGUGACCCUCCGUGCGUCCCCUACCUGGGAAUGUACCUGACUGACCUGGCGUUCAUUGAGGAGGGGACCCCGAAUUACACUGAGGACGGCCUGGUGAACUUCUCCAAAAUGAGGAUGAUUUCGCACAUCAUAAGGGAGAUCCGCCAGUUCCAGCAAACCUCCUACAAGAUUGAGCACCAGCCUAAGGUGACGCAGUACCUGCUGGACCAGUCAUUUGUGAUGGACGAAGAAACCCUUUAUGAAGCUUCUCUGCGAAUAGAGCCCAAACUGCCUUCUUGAGCCCAGAGCAGUGGCCGGCGGCUGCUCGUGUACACACGCUAUACCAUACUGUAUAUAUCUGUUUGUUUCUGUUGGACGCUCUGGAGUGACUUCCACGUAUGUGCUUCUCCAAGCAAACCGCCCCCCUCGUUCUUAGGCCGCAGUAGACCUCGCGUAGGAUUUCCUGCAUCGUUUAAGGUUUCACGCAUUGACACUUUGCUGGAGUCCCGGUUUCUUUUCAAUGAUGUUAUUUUUGUCAUUUGUUCUUCUCGAGGGGGCUGGCGGUCGGGCAGGUGAACCCGUGUGUUCCCACGGGGCUCUUGGGCAGCACGGAGCAGCUCUUGCUCAGACGGUAUCGGCAGUAACAUCCCUGGGCAAACUCUGUAAGGCGGGGGAGGAGAACACGUUAAAGUUUAUCCCUCCGUGCGAAGCGGCCCUCUCUCUGCGUGCCACCCCCCCGCGCUGGCCCGGCGCCGGGGAGGCCUCUUGGCCGUUGCCCCCGGUCCCUGCUAAGUCGGGAAGAUGGAAACGUCCCUUUGACUCUCCUCGCUGCAUACGGCUCAUGACAAGCUUCUGUUGAUAUGCUAUAGAUCCGUAUACCUUGUGACCACUAUGAGUAACAUGAUGUAGAAUUAGAAAAAGAUGACCGAGUGUUUUUAUUACAUAUACUGUAAUCCUGUCUAACCACCUUCUAGCAGGAAUAUAGUAAUGUAGUGCUUAUUCUGUGAAUAUUACCAUGUAUUUUUUACAUUGUACAGUAUAUAAACACAGUUUAACUUUACAGUGGCAGGCAUGCUCCACUCUAACAACCAGAACACUUUUGCUGUAAGCAAUACCUCGUGGUAUGAGAAUUCUCUUUCAAGCCCUAAAACUAUUUCAACUUACAGCUUGUUUGGAAAAAUAUUUCCAUUUUUUGUAAAAAUAUAUGUUUCCUGAUUACCUCUUGCUAAUAAAUCUAUUCUAUCUCAGGGUGAA